GUCGCCAAUCCUCAUUUCCCACAAACCCCCGUCCCGUCGCUGCGCCAACCCAACCACUCCGGCAUUCCGCCCCCAUCCAAGCUUCGAGGAGCUAGGGCUUCCCACUCCGAUGGCCGCCCUGAAGCCCUCGCCGCCGCCGGUGCCGGCGGGGAUCGUCGUCGCGGUGCUCGCGCUCGUGCGCGUCGUCCUCACCCUGACGCUGUCGCUCGGCCGCGUCCUCGUCGCGGACGAAGCGCUCCCCUACCUGGGCUUCGCGACUCUGUGGGUCAUCUCCGCGGCCGCGGCUACCAAGGUCGUGGGGAGCCGGGCCUGGGCCGAGGGCUCCGCCCCCGCCGUGUUUCUCCAGGCGCUCACGGGCGGGGUUCUCAAGGCCAGCUUCCUUGUCUUGCAAGCGCUUGGCGCCGUGAUGCUGUGCGGCCAGUUCCUGCUCUACGUGGUCGCAUCUGCAUCUGGAUCCGGUUCAGAGUUCCAGAAGAGAGCCCAUGGAGCUUUCAACAAGGAGUUGAUUAGGGGGGAUCCUCCCCGCACUGCAGUCCUUGGAACGUUCGCAUCUACACUCCUCAUCCUGCUAAUUUUAGCUGGUUCUCUGGUGGAAUGCAUGAUGUCGAAAAAGAUUGGUUCUGUGAUUGUGGAUGUGGGGAUAUUUGGUUCCAGUGCGAUAGCUUGCUUUGUUGUCAUUCCAGCUGUAGUACUGACUAACUGGAGGGAGGACCAGAUGUCAAAGAAAAACAUGACUCACGUCGCAAACUAUUGAGGUUCUUGUGCAAAAAACAUGAAGAAUACUACUGUUGUGGGGAUGAUUGCAUAAUGACAACUAUAUUUCAUUCAGACAAGCCACAUGAUGCCAUUAGUUCCAUUGAAAUUUUCUUAUUCUGGCAUAAUCCUGAAUGGAAGGUGUGGAGACGGGCAAGGCAAAUUACGAGAGCUGACUCUUUGCUGAAGUUUAUGGCCGGUGAUGACUGAUGAGUUCUGGGUUAUAGUUACCCGUAGGCAUGACUGUAGAUUGUUCUACUGCUAGUAUUUCAUACUCCAUGUGUUAGGAGCUCCCGUAAUCCGACAUUGUAGUGUUCUAACGUUUACUUGCUGCUUGGAAGUCUGGAAUACAUGACCAGAUAGUGAGGGGUAUAUAUAACACCCUCCCGGAGGAGAAUGCUUUUCUAGGCGUGUAGAAUUUGCCAUCUUUUCUAGGCGUGUAGAAUUUACAGUUUAGUGGAGUAUGUUCGUUUGCGUCUUGUGGAUGUGGCUUGGGCCAGCUCAAAUCUUAGGUAGCUUAAACUGGAAAGGUAAGAAAUUGUGAUAAUGAUUAUAUUACUCCUGUCCAUUGAUCGAUGGGUUACCUGUGAGAUAUACUUUGAUCUUGCCUUGUGA
Molecule: messenger RNA, 1368 nt
Organism: Triticum aestivum (bread wheat)
Lineage: Eukaryota; Viridiplantae; Streptophyta; Magnoliopsida; Poales; Poaceae
Exons: 4
Coding region: 110-754 (214 amino acids)
Source: RefSeq, a predicted model, not a curated record